Molecule: messenger RNA, 3274 nt
Organism: Oreochromis aureus
Lineage: Eukaryota; Metazoa; Chordata; Actinopteri; Cichliformes; Cichlidae
Exons: 13
Coding region: 982-2289 (435 amino acids)
Biological process (GO): cell surface receptor signaling pathway
Molecular function (GO): transmembrane signaling receptor activity
Source: RefSeq, a predicted model, not a curated record
GGGUAAGCUGUUAAAAUUAUUUUUAUUAGCAUUCACCACUACAAGAGGCUAAGGUUACAUUUAUCUGUUUUAGGGUUUGAGCGCUGCCUUCACCUCCGUGGCAACUCACUCAGCCUUAAGUGAAGAAUCAAGACAUCUGCCUAGCCGUUGUUGUGAGGGCUCCUCCUCAGUGGAGCCUGCUGUCUUGUCUUGUCUGGUUUUGAAUUGUUUUAUCGUGUCUUAUCUUGUUUUAUUAAGUAGGCCUACCAUUUCCUGGUUCGCCUGGUUUUAUUUUAUUUUAUUUCUGAACUGUGGCGUGUGCCCACGCUUCUGUGAUCGGGCUGAAGCCAUUCUUUGCCCGAGUGUCGUGCCGGGGAUUUUAAAUUGCCCCCGUUGCUGGUCUUAGACUGUGGGGAGCCAGACCAGCUCGCGAUUGAGGCUGGGACCAUUACUACCAGUACGAGUGGACCCGUGGGGCACAAGCCUUCCUGUGUGUGUGUGUGUGUGUGUGUGUGUGUGGUUUCUUUUAUUAAAGUGUGUUUUAGUUCUUUUUAUCAUCUGUAGCGAGCCUGAUGCUCAGUGUCCUUUUAUUCUUUUAACAUAUUUUUCUGUGUUUUCUUUUAGUGAACGGAGGACGUACCAGUGGCCCUGGGACCUUAGGUGGUGGGUCGUUUUCACACUCUUUUGUACAGCACCGGGUGGGCUGCAGUGAUUUUCGUUUUGUGUGAUUUUCUUUUGGGUCCACGGCUGCUGGGACCAAAGAGCAAAUGGCGGACCUCAUAAAAAUUAGAGGAGAAAACGAUCACCUCUUCACCGGGGUAAAAAGUCAGCCACUGUGGGAUGGAGAACCUGUGAUGUCCAGACGGAUUUCCUCUUCUGCUCUGCUGUGAAAACUUUUGGAUUUAGGGAUUAUCAUAGUUGUCAUGGUGUUGACAUGCUUUUGGCCCCUUGCAGGCCAAAAAGAAGUGGGACAACUUAAAGAAAUGAUACAAAAGGAGACAGAUGAGGAUGGAGGUCAGCCACUGCCAACAGGGAGGAAGAGGAGAAGGGAGAGACAUGAGGGGAAGUGAUGAAGCUGAAGGCGUCUCGCUGCUGCUCAGACUGAUGUUCACUCGUCAUCCAGACACGAUGAAGACUCCGUGUGUCUCUCUGCUCCUCGGUGUGUGUGUGCUGCUGCUGUCUGCACCGACUGUUUCUGCAGUGUCUCUGUCUGUCGGUCCAAACCUUCAGCAGUUCGUCAGAGGAUCUUUAGUGGAUCUGAGUUGUGUUGAUGAUGGACAGACAGCUGAUGGAUGGACAGUGAAGAGGACCAGAGGAGGACCCACUGAGGACUGUGGAGCAGCUCCAGGCUUUGGGAGGCUUCUUGGUUCCUACUGUGUUGUGGAUCUUUCUGCUCCCAAUGAAACCUUCUGGUGUGAGGACUCCUCUGGACAGCAGAGUGACAGAGUCUCCUUCAGUGUCCAAUCAGACACUACAGAUAAAGGUGUCAUCCUGGAGAUCCCUGCACUUCCUGUGAGGACAGGAAGUGAUGUCAUUCUGCGCUGCAGACAGAGGAAUGGUGCCACAGUCGAAGCUUAUUUCUUCAUCAAAGGAAGUUCUGUUGGUCAUAAACCAGAGCACAUCAUCACUAACAUCACGCAGGCUGAUGAAGGUCUCUACUGGUGUUCUACUAAUCAGGGAGGAACGUCUCCUCAGAGCUCUCUGAGGGUCAGAGAUCCUCUCAAAAUCAUCCGUCCUCCUCCUCCUCACUGUCCUCCUCCUCCAAGCACCUCCACAAACUUUGCACCUCCUGUAGAAACUGGUCUUACGUGUCCUCCCUGUUCUUCUCCUCCUCCUCCUCCCUCCCUCCUGGUCCCAGUUGUGGCAGGUCUGGUCUCUGGGGUUCUCCUGGUUCUGGUUCUGGGUGGAGUUUCGUUCCUCUGCAGUAAACUAAAAGGAGGUCGGGGAGCAGACCUGUGGAGCUGUGGAGGUGACGGCUGUCUGAGACGGAGCGUCUGCCUCUGCUGCCUGUUUCUGCUGACUGCUGCAGGUGGGUGUGUGCUGCUGCUGUCUGCUCUGACAGUUUCUACAGGUCCUCCUCUCCCCUCUGAGUCUGUGCUGAGGCUCUUCUGCCAUCUAGUGGUCUUCUGUCCGUACUGCAUCUCCACUGGUCUGCUGCUGUCCAUCUCUUGGAGCAGGAAGACACCAAACAAACCGGCCGUCUCCAUGGAGAUGAGCCAGCGUGAUGGAGGAGGUCAGGGACUGGCUGAAGAUGGUGAUGAUGUCACUGAUGAUGACACUGAUGAUGUCACCACUGAGCAUGCCUUCUAAGCUGCAGACUGUGUGUCAGGGUACCAGCAUCUGCAGUAUUACUGUAUCUUGGUUCCUCUUUUGCUAUAUUGGAGAAAAGUUCUAAUUUUUACUGUCAGUAUGGAUUAGUUAGGUUUGGGUUUAUUGCUGUGCCUCUGUACAUUCUCCCAGCCCAUCAUGUGCGUCUCCUCCUGUUGUCUUCCAAGUUAGUCUAGUUCUUCCAUCCUGUCUCCUGUGUGUGGAGAUUAGGAAAUUGUUUUACUGUUACUAUUCAUAACCAGUAUUUUUACAGUUGCAUCAUUUAUCAUUAUCAUUUCAUCAAAGCAUUAAUAUGAAUCUCUUGAUGUUAUAUUACAGUUUGUAUUUCAGGGGGGACCAUAAUUACAUAAUAAUUGCAUAAUAAUCUUUCAUUGCAGGUUUAACUGUACUCAUGUUAUCUAUAUUCCAUUUUGUGUUUAUUAGAGAGUUGAAGCUUGGUUAGGUUAAUUAAGGGUCUGAAGCUACAGGCAGCGUGAGGUUAAGGUGACCCAAGCUAUUAAAGGAUUGCAUAUAUGUUCACAAUACAACACAUCUCAUAUCAGGUACAAACACCAUAGAGGCAGAAACCUGCUGCAGUGGAGUCUGCCUGGUAACAAAUGACUAGUAGGAGGUUUACUGAGUUCAAGACACAUGGUGGGGCCUGCACACAUACACACACAGUUUCUAGAAUUGUUUUGCUCAAGAUUGCUUGGUGAUCUGUCCAGCGUACGUAACUGUGGAAGCAAUAACAGGAAACAUUUGGCGGGGAGUGAAGGGUCUCUAAGGGUCCAAUGUACUGGAAUGUUCUUGGAUUACGGGAAUUGAUACGUGGAUUUCCAGUAAAUCCAACUGCUUUGACGCAUGAUCAUCGUCAUUAACUGUUAUAAAUAUGACUGUGUAUCUCUCGUUCGGAGGGAGAUGGCGCUGGUGGUGUAAUAAUGCUCUUCUUUCCCGCACAUAUAUGCGUAUAAUAAAAUCACUAUUCUUG